Lipotes vexillifer (Yangtze River dolphin) is the source of this 984-nucleotide messenger RNA. RefSeq names its product carboxylesterase 4A (gene CES4A). The transcript is spliced from 8 exons. Bases 1 to 984 code for a protein of 327 amino acids. The record is from RefSeq and is a predicted model, not a curated record. Lineage: Eukaryota; Metazoa; Chordata; Mammalia; Artiodactyla; Lipotidae.
AUGAACAUUGAAUUUUUCCAGAAACCUCCAAGGGAUGCAGUGUCACAGCAAGGAGAGGCGACUCUGGCAGGGCACACUGCAGAGGAGAAAACCAAGGCACAGAGAGAUUCUGGGGUCUCCAUCUUUUUCUAUGAGUUCCAGCAUCGACCCAGUUCUUUUGCAAAGAUCAAGCCGGCCUGGGUGCGGGCUGGUCAUGGGGCUGAGAAGACCUUCAUCUUCGGGAGUCCUUUCCUCAUGGAUGAGAGCUCCAUGCCGGGUGCCUUGCACACCAAGGAGCCUUUAGUUGUUACCAACUAUGGGACCCCCCCAAGAAAGCAGGUACACGUGGGGAAGACACCCAUCAAUGCCUUCCUAGGAGUUCCCUUCUACAGACCUCCUGUGGGUGCCUGCAGGUUCACUGCCCCAGAACCCCCAGAGCCCUGGGAAGGAAUCAGAGAUGCUACCACCUAUGCCCCAGUGUGCCUUCAGGAGUCCUGGGGGCAGUUCACCUCCAUGUACUUCAACACACACAAAAAAUACAAGUGGCUGCAUUUCAGUGAGGACUGUCUGUACCCGAAUGUGUACGUGCCAGUAGGAGCGCUCCGGGACCCCCUGCUGCCUGUGAUGGUCUGGUUCCCAGGACACGCCUUCCUCGUGGGCUCCGCUUCCACGUAUGAUGGCUCCGAAUUGGCGGCCCGGGAGAAAGUGGUACCAGUGCUUCUGCACCACAGCCUCGGUGUCCUGGGCUUCCUUAGCACAGGCGAUAGCCAGGCCCGCGGGAAUUGGGCGCCGCUGGACCAGGUUGCAGCUCUGCGCUGGGUGCCGAAGAACAUCGCAGCCUUCGGCGGAGACCCAGGCUGGGUGACAUGGUUUGGCCAGUCAUCAGGGGCCAUGUGCUUCUCGGGACUGGUGACAUCACCCCCAGCCUGGGGUCUCUUCCAACAGGCCAUUUCCCAGAGUGGCACCGCAGUGCUCAGAGUCUUCAUCACUUCAUCACCUGGCUGA